AUGACCUACGUUGGACAUCAAGACUACAUCAAUUCGAUGUGCGUCAUGCCACCUAGUAGCGAUUAUCCUGAUGGAGUUAUCUUUACUGGUGGACAUGACAAUCUAAUUCUUGGAUUUUUACCAAAUAAAACAGAACCUGAACUACGACUAGAAGGUCAUUCUAACGUAAUCUCGGCUCUAUCUCCGGGUAAAUUUGGCACCUUGCUGUCUGGCUCUUGGGAUGGAACAGCACGAGUUUGGUUGAAAUCUAAAUCAGUAAUGGUCCUCCAAGAACACGAAGGAAGUGUCUUAGCUGUUAGCUUUAUGUCUAGUCAAGGAAUUAUGAUUACAGGUUCGUCAGAUAAGAGUAUUAAAGUCUGGAGAGGUGGAAAUUGUGAACGUACCUUAACUGGGCACACAGAUUGUGUUCGCGCACUUUGUGUCUGUUCUGAUGUUGAUAUUUUAUCGUGUGGCAACGAUUGCACAAUUCGAAAAUGGAAUGUAUUAACUGGACAGUGUCAACAAACUUUCCAUGGUCACAGUAGUUUUAUCUAUGGAAUUUGUAUGUAUCCUGGUAAAACAGUAGACUUUGUUUCAUGCGGUGAAGAUAGAUCUCUCCGAAUGUGGAAAGAUGAUAAACUAAUCCAAACAAUCACGCACCCUGCCCAAUCUGUUUGGACUGUAUCAUGUUUAAGUAAUGGAGAUAUCAUAACUGGAACAAGUGAUGGAUUAGCUAGGAUUUUUACAAUGGACGUAACACGAUUAGCGUCAGAUGAACAAUUGAAAAAUUUUUCUAAGCAAGAAGCAUUGUUCACAAUCAACGCCUCAAAUCCAAAAGGAAAAAAUGUAAACAUUAGCGAAUUGCCAGGCAUUGAAGCGAUAGGAAUCCCUGGCAAAAAGGAUGGUCAAGUUAAAAUGUUUCGUAACGGUGAUGUCGCUGAAGCUUAUCAAUGGAGCGCCGAUUCUCAGCUUUGGGAAAGGGUUGGCGAAGUUCUAAGCUCAUCUAAUAAAGAAACAUAUGAAGGAAAGGAAUACGACCACGUAUUCUCUGUAGAUGUUGAAGAAGGAAAACCGCACAAGAAGUUACCGUAUAAUUUAUCUGAGGAUCCAUGGUACGCCGCUCAGAGAUUUAUUGACAAAGAAAGUCUCCCACAGGUGUAUUUAGACCAGGUAGCGAAAUUCAUAAUCGAUAACACAAAAGGUCAAGCAUUAGCUUCAAGUGUACCGACCAGCAAUGAAUACAGUGAUCCUUUUACAGGUGGAUCUCGCUAUGUUCCUGGGCGUCAAAUCGAGCAGUCCUCUAAUGCUGCUUCCGAUCCCUUCACAGGUACUUCACGAUAUAUUCCCGGACAACAAUCAAAUCAAGAUGCAGGCAGUGGAUCUGAUCCUUUUACAGGUAACAGGCCAGUACAGGUAAAGCCGAACAGUACUGUAUUUAAAUAUUUUCCCAAGACGUCACAUCUACUCUUUGAUGGUAUAAACGUUACUGGCCUUUUAAGUAAAUUAAACUCUUUCAAUGCUUCGGUACCUGCGAAUCAUCAGUUAACGAAUGAACAAUUAUUGCAGCUUACAGAGAGUGUAAAUUUUGCCUGCAGACCUGAAAACUAUAAUCAGCGGCAAUUGGAUAUAAAAGAGCUGGAUAUUCUAGCAAAAGUGCUAGACUGGCCGGAAGAUUUCGUGUUUCCAGGACUUGAUAUCUUGAGACUAUAUAUUCGUCAUCCACAAGUCAAUACAUACUUCACAGCGACAGAUAGGGGUGCAGAUUUUAUUACUUCCUUAUUACAUUUUCUAAGAGAUUCAUCCAAGAUUAAUAACUGCUUAUUGGCAUUGCGAGUUUUGGCUAAUGUUUUUAGCAAUCCAUCUGGUGCUAAUUUGAUGGUAAUUUGCUGCGACGAUGUAAGCAUAUUUUGA
Messenger RNA from Trichoplax adhaerens, 1890 nucleotides. RefSeq lists its product as uncharacterized. The record is from RefSeq and is a predicted model, not a curated record. Gene Ontology annotation, biological process: proteasome-mediated ubiquitin-dependent protein catabolic process; ubiquitin recycling. Gene Ontology annotation, molecular function: ubiquitin binding. NCBI's taxonomy places the organism in Eukaryota, Metazoa, Placozoa, Uniplacotomia, Trichoplacea, Trichoplacidae. Gene Ontology annotation, cellular component: cytoplasm; nucleus. Bases 1 to 1890 code for a protein of 629 amino acids. The transcript has 25 exons.